AUGACCGAAAAAUCAAAAGCAUCUGAUUUCAAAGAGUUGCUUGAGAAAGAGAAAAAACGAUAUGCUCUGACAAUUGAGCCACGAAACAUCAACACGCCAUCCUUGCAUCCAUCUGCCAUCUACUUUGCAGGCAAAAUCAUCAAAAAGGACAAACCCAAGAAAGGAGUUGCUCCAAGCUACACCAAAGCCUACAAACGAUACAAGACCGGUUGCUUUGUCAUCAACGAAAACAACUUUGACAAGUCUGAUCCCGAGCAAGUAGCGUACUUUCAUAAUCUCAUUUCAAUGCUAUACGAAAUGCGCACGAUUAGAGUGUACGUGAACAAUCACCGUGAUCGCAACACGGACACUGAAGCUUCGCGCAAACAAGCCUUGAAAUACGACAUCGAAGGAUUCAUUGAUGUCAUUGUGGCAGAACCGCUGGGUGGAGACAGCGAUACCUCUGACAGCGAAUAA
Messenger RNA from Oikopleura dioica, 456 nucleotides. NCBI's taxonomy places the organism in Eukaryota, Metazoa, Chordata, Appendicularia, Copelata, Oikopleuridae. The record is from the annotation of a GenBank genome assembly.